Molecule: messenger RNA, 1455 nt
Organism: Fusarium poae
Lineage: Eukaryota; Fungi; Ascomycota; Sordariomycetes; Hypocreales; Nectriaceae
Exons: 10
Coding region: 1-1455 (484 amino acids)
Cellular component (GO): cytoplasm; nucleus
Molecular function (GO): mRNA binding
Source: RefSeq, a predicted model, not a curated record
AUGGCUGAUUCCGGUGAUACUUAUCGACCCCGUGAGAGGUCACGAUCUCCCCGCAGACGCUCAAGAAGCCCCGAAAGGUCACACCGACGCCGCUCCUACUCCCCCCGUAGCCGAUCAGGAAGUCGGGACGACUAUCGAAGAAACCGUGAUCGCUCGCCCAUGACUAGCACAGGCGCAUCAGGUGGAGGACCAAGUGCAGGAUACGGUGGACAGGCCCCUCACCGAUCUUACGAAGAACGAGCCGUUGCUCGAGAACAAAUGAUGAACAACAUUCGCGAAUCGUCCCAACAGGACCGCCGAGUCUACGUCGGCAACCUCUCGUACGAUGUCAAGUGGCACCAUCUCAAGGACUUCAUGAGACAGGCUGGAGAGGUGCUCUUUGCCGACGUGCUCUUGCUUCCCAACGGAAUGUCGAAGGGAUGCGGAAUUGUGGAAUAUGCGACACGGGAGCAAGCCCAAGCGGCUGUUGCCCAACUGAGCAACCAGAAUCUCAUGGGUCGUCUAGUCUACGUGCGUGAGGACCGUGAGGCUGAGCCUCGGUUUAUUGGAGCCACUGGCGGCAAUCGCGGCGGCUUCGGCGGCGGCGGCGGCAUGCCCGGCCAUUUCAACCCUGCAUAUGGCGGUGUUGCUCCCAGCGGUGGUGCUCCUGGUGGCGGCGGCCGCCAGAUCUAUGUGGCCAACCUUCCCUUCAACGUAGGCUGGCAGGAUCUCAAAGACUUGUUCCGUCAAGCUGCUCGAAACGGCGCAGUAAUUCGAGCCGACGUCCAUAUCGGACCUGAUGGUCGUCCCAAGGGAUCUGGUAUUGUUGUCUUCGAGAGCCCCGACGAUGCCCGCAACGCCAUUGCGCAGUUUAAUGGCUACGAUUGGCAAGGCCGUGUUAUCGAGGUUCGUGAAGACCGCUACGCCGGAAGUGGACCCGGCAUGGGCUUCGGUGGCCGAGGUGGCUUCGGUGGUGGCAUGCGCGGAGGAUUCGGUGGAGGAUUCGGUGGUCGCGGCGGCUUCGGCGGUGGACGUGGUGGUUUUGGAGGCGGCUUCGGUCGUGGAGGAUUCGGCGGAGGUGCCCCUGGUGGACCCGGCUUUGAGCCUCCUGCCAGCUCCGUCCCUCCUAAUCCCUUCACUGAUUACGCCACGGCCGGGGGUGAUAGAGGAGAGGUCAUCUAUGUUCGCAACCUGCCCUGGUCGACAAGUAACGAUGACUUGGUCGAGCUAUUCACCACCAUCGGUAAGGUCGAGCAAGCCGAGAUCCAGUAUGAGCCCAGCGGUCGCUCCCGUGGCACUGGCGUCGUUCGCUUUGACUCAGCCGAGACCGCUGAGACUGCCAUUACCAAGUUCCAGGGCUAUCAAUACGGCGGUCGCCCCCUCAACUUGAGCUUCGUGAAGUACCUCAACCAAGGCGGAAACGACGUCAUGGACACAGAUCCUCAUGGUGGCUUGACUCAGGAUCAGAUUAUGUAG